AUGAGCGUUGAGGCAUUUGAGUCCGCGACGAGCCUCCCCAAGCAGCCUGCUUCCGAAGAUGUCUACGAACGUUCACAAGAUCCAUCCGAGUCUGCAUUUGCGAAUGAGCUUGUCCCGGGAGAGUUCAACGUCGAUAAUGUCGAACGAAUCUACAACAAAUUGGAUUGGCGCAUCAUUCCUGCCCUCUGGGUACUCUACUUCAUGGCCUCCGCAAUUCGCUCGAAUGUCGGCUUGGCGCAGACAAUGAAUGAAGCCUCAGGCCAUGAUAUUGGAACUGUACUUCACAUGAACACUCACCAGAUCUCAACUGCAUUGGCACUGUUCUAUAUUGGAUACGUGGUUUUCGAUCUACCGUCUAACUUGCUCAUGACUCGCUUGAGUCCCCACGUGUGGAUGAGUCGCAUUGUCAUCAGUGUUGGCCUGAUCGGCACAUGUAUGGUAGCUAUGAAAGCAGCCUGGAGCUUCUACUUGCUCCGCCUUCUUCUCGGUAUCGUUGAAGCAGGAUUGUGGCCGGGCAUGACCUACUAUUUGACCUUAUUCUACCCCCCAUCCCGAAUGGGCAAGCGAAUUGGUCGAUACUUUACUGCCGCCCAGGUCUCAGCAGCCGUGGUAGGCCUUGUCUCUGCUGGCUUCCAAAAGAUGGACGGAGUUCGUGGAUAUGUUGGAUUCCAGUGGAUGUUUCUCAUAUGGGGCGUCAUCACCAUUGUGCUUGGAUUUUCCUUGCUUUGGUGGCUACCGGAUCGCCCAGUCCCGCCAGGCGAAGAAGAACCGGCGCGCGCUUGGUUCAUGCGGUGGAUACCGCGCAGCUCCCCGGCUUUGACAGGGCGUGAUGCGGUCAUUCAUUACCACGACUUGAAGCGAGUCUACCAUGCGCCUGCAUGGAACUUUCGUCAUCUACUUCAUGUGUUCAUGGACUGGAGACUAUGGCCCCUGUUGAUCAUGUACUUUGGUGUCGUUGGAGUUGGUAUUGGCGUCCAGCUCUACGCCACCUUGAUUAUCCAGGCAAUUAACCCAUCUUUGAAUGGGGUCGAUGUGAGCUUGCUGACUGCUCCUAUUUGGAUUAUGGAUCUUAUCGCCAUCUUGCUUGUAACCCCAUUUUCCGACCGCUUCCAUCGCCACCGUGCCCUAUUCUUCUCCAUCCCAACCUUGUUACAGAUCCUAGGUCUCCUUCUCACCAGCUACGCUGGAUCUGAUGAAAAUCCCUGGCCACGGUACGGAGGGUUGUUGAUCGUAGGAUUCGGCCUCGGACCUACUGUGCCCAUCACCAUGACGUGGACUGCGGAGAUCUUCCAGCCUCGUCACGGCGAAGUCGGCGUGGCUGCUGCCUCCGCCGUGGUGUCGGGUUGGGGCAAUCUAGGGAGUAUUAUGACAACAUAUGCUCUGUAUUCCGGAUGGGCGAGUGACGCCAAUGCCCCGGGAAGGGAGAAGUACCGGAAGAGCAACUUGGUUAUGAUUGGCAUUCUGAUUGCCAGCAUUUUGGCUGCCGUGCUGAUGCAGGUGACUCUUCACUUUACUGACGGUCGGUAUCGUCAGACUGGGGAAGAAGAUGAUGCUGUUGAUGGGGCUGCUCGGCGAGAGGUCCAGCAGCGUGGAUUGCGGGGGCUAGGAUCAGGCAUGGGUCAGUGGCUGCGACGAAGCAAGGCCGAACAGCAGUGA
Molecule: messenger RNA, 1656 nt
Organism: Penicillium verhagenii
Lineage: Eukaryota; Fungi; Ascomycota; Eurotiomycetes; Eurotiales; Aspergillaceae
Product: putative MFS transporter
Exons: 3
Coding region: 1-1656 (551 amino acids)
Biological process (GO): biotin import across plasma membrane
Cellular component (GO): membrane
Molecular function (GO): dethiobiotin transmembrane transporter activity; solute:proton symporter activity; biotin transmembrane transporter activity
Source: RefSeq, a predicted model, not a curated record